Molecule: messenger RNA, 1785 nt
Organism: Oikopleura dioica
Lineage: Eukaryota; Metazoa; Chordata; Appendicularia; Copelata; Oikopleuridae
Source: the annotation of a GenBank genome assembly
AUGCUGCCGAAAGGGAGGGAGCUAGAUGCGUCCUCUGGAUUGGUCCCAGGAUCGAAGGGCUACCGGACGGUGGCGCCCCCUGUCGGCCGGCGUCCCGCCGACGGCUCUCGACUUUUGAACGCAUUCUCGCCGCUUUCCAAUCAUUUUUCGUUCAACCUAAGUCCUCCCUCCGAGGCAACACCCAUCAUUCCAGAGCCUAGAGAUAGAACACCCUCCACGAUUUCGUUCCUUACCAUGGAUUCGCCCCAGAUCGCCCAGUACCCCAACGCUGGGGGAGGCCAUACCCCGGUCACGGGCGGCUACGACGAGCGAGUUUAUGCAUCGCAUUACUCUCUCCAAGGGAAUCACAUGCAAACAGGACAGAGCAUUCAAACAGAAGCGCACCAGGCCCCGUCUGCGAUCCAGUCUACCGUCUUCCCGAGCAUCGGCUUUGUGAAUUCCAAUGGACGAUAUUACGACACAGAAAACGGUGGAUAUGUGACGCUCCAGCCCGUCGAUCGCCCAACCGCUGUAGAGUUCACAUCUGCUGAAGGAGUUGAAUAUACUCACCAAGAUGCGAAUUUUGACCGUUACUUCUUGCCGUACAGCCGCCCAGACCGAAAUCAAAACAAUGCUACUGCACAUUCUACAGCUUCUAAACACACGGAAGGCCACAGUACCUUGGCCCUCUACGAUGCUCCAAAUGUUUAUAACAACGGUGGAUACGUCUAUGUCCCGCAAACUACCUAUGAAGAGCAACAGCGAGUCUCGCCAAUUUCCGUGAAGACGGAAAACAUCAGUCAAGAUAUUCAAACUCCUCGAGUUUCUGCCACCAGUCAAGCGAGUGCGACCAACAUCGGUAUCAUCACAAAGUCUGAUGGUAGCGAGGGAGCUCCGAAAAGCAUUGAUAACGCUGGACGAUUCAUGAGUCCGAAUCCGAACUCGACCAUGGAAGACAUGGAAGAAACUGGCACACCAAGAGUAGGACGAAAGAAACGACGACCUUACACAAAACUUCAAAUCCAAGAGCUCGAAACCGAAUUCCGUCGAACCGAGUUCGUAACUCGAGAACAGCGACAGGAAAUCAGCCGCCGCCUGACCUUAACAGAUCGUCAAGUUAAAAUAUGGUUCCAGAACAGGAGAAUGAAAGAAAAGCGACUGCGUCAACGAGGACAUUCUCCGAGAACUCGGGAUCGUCACCAGAUGGAUUCUGCUGAGCAAAUGGAACAUGGAAAUAGCCCUUCUACGAUGGACGGAGAAAACUACCAAGAUGAAAUCGGACAAACCAGUGAGGCGAUGGAUGUUGUGGAUAUUCAACCUGCUGUUCAAGUUUCUAACAAUGUAACUGGUCAAUUUCACGAUCCAAACACUGGCUAUGUCUACGUCAUGACUACCGAGCACCAGCAAAAUGCAAUGUGGCGAUCCGCUCCUGCUCAGUACACCCAGCAAGGGGUCGUCAUGCAGCCCUUGAUCAGCCAGCCCAACGGAGAUGUUCUUCACGAGCAAAAGUGGGGCCAGCUCUACGCGCACCAGGAAGAUCAUCUGGCCCAUGAAGAGCACCAAGUCCCACCAGUCGUUUCAGAACAGCACAUGCCAACAAUCACCUAUCAAGAGGCUCCACCAAUUCAGAUGCAGGAAGAAACCUCUUCGCCCGAAAUCCCCAAACAGCAGCAACAGCCAGAAGCAACCAACCCUCCUCUCGAACAAGCUCCUCCUGCUCCCGAAGAACAGCAAACAGACCUCCCAAAGGAGGAUCAAAAUGCUCUUACUCCCGUUCCCCAGUCUGUCAUCAGCCAAGAAUCCUAG